AUGCGAUGGUCGAAGAACAUACAUGAAGAACGAGACGCCCCUGAGCAGAUUGUACUCGGCAGUAUGGACCCAAAAAUGUGUGCGUUACUCAACUUGGCCGUCUACAUUGAGACGAGCACGAAUGUUUCUAACUCGGAGUUCAUCUACGGUCACCCGAAGGAUGGGAAUCGCGUGGUGCGUCGGUUUCUGGGAGACAUCAUUACAAACACCGCUUUUAAGAAUAUGAAGACAGGGAAACUUGGAACACACAGCUUUCGCAAGGGUGCAGCAACGUAUGCUUCUCGGUGCGGAAUGUCAAAGGUCUUUGUUAACCGCCGUGGUCGCUGGAGGACACGCAAAGGCGUUGUUGACGUCUACAUUGACAACACGCAGCCAUACCCCGAUGCCUGCACCGCAGCAGCACUGGCGGGACCACUAGGUCCAUGUUUCUACGUACGCAAACAUGGGAUUGACUGUGUUUCUCCAACACUAUUAGUUGACCAGAUAGCACCUACAAUCAAACAAGUGAUGGGUGAGGCGGUGGCAACUACACUGGCGAUGCCGUUGUUAUGGGCAGCUAUGGAACCCUCUGACAACUACACAUACGAGCUCAUUCCAGAUCGACUCAAGCAGAAAAUUAUUGGAGCUUACGUUAAUUCGGGAGGGAAUAGUGCAACAGACGUUAAUCGUCGAGGAAUUAUUGCUGGUAGCAGCACAGGAGGAGAAGGUUCUCGCCGAGAGUUUGCUGCUCUUCACUCGCAGUAUGCAGCCGUACAGCGUUCAGUGUCAGAGCUUAUGAGCGAGAUGCAGCGGUCUCGACAUGAAAAUCAACGUGAACUGCAAAAGAUUCAGGCGAUAUUGAAGCGAGUAAUGAUGCAGCCAGCAGUCCGCUUAGACGCGCCUUCACAUGUGGUAGUUUAUCCGGAAAAGAGAGUUGCACGGUUAUCAAAGCGACCAAAGGACUUGUUCGAGCUCUGGCACGAAUUUCAGUUUGGUAAUGGUGGGCUCAAGCCAGCAAAGGACUUUACACCGGUCGAACGAGGUGCCAACAAGUUUGCAUUUUCUCGGAGAAAGGUCUUUUGGGAUAUCGUGGCGACACUGAUUCGUUCGGGUUACACUAGUGAUACUGCGAUAGAUAAAAUUUACGCUGUGUACGGUAGGCAACUCCCUGUGUCGAGCAUCCUGACUGCUCUGCGUGCUGACCGGAGGCAAGGUGGCCAUGCAAGUCUUCGCCUGUAA
This is a messenger RNA of Phytophthora nicotianae INRA-310, 1218 nucleotides long. RefSeq lists its product as hypothetical. Gene Ontology annotation, biological process: DNA integration; DNA recombination. The coding region runs from base 1 to 1218 and encodes 405 amino acids. Gene Ontology annotation, molecular function: DNA binding. The record is from RefSeq and is a predicted model, not a curated record. Lineage: Eukaryota; Oomycota; Peronosporomycetes; Peronosporales; Peronosporaceae. The transcript is spliced from 2 exons.